Messenger RNA from Clonostachys rhizophaga, 1371 nucleotides. Lineage: Eukaryota; Fungi; Ascomycota; Sordariomycetes; Hypocreales; Bionectriaceae. The record is from the annotation of a GenBank genome assembly.
AUGAUGGAUAAAUUGAAUAUCAUACAACAGACUGACCUAGGCUAUGAGGCCGCGAGGGUAGACAGGCAAUUCAACAUGCGAGUGCCUGAUCGAUUCUCGCUGGGCGUCAUCAAAAUCACCGAAGAGAAUCAGAUCGUCCAAGCCGUGAAACUGGCCGCUGAGCAGGGCUGCCGAAUUGCCGUGCGGUCCGGAGGUCAUAGCUGGGCGUCAUGGGCACUGAGAGACAAUUCCAUCUUACUUGACCUUGGCGACUUCCACGAAAUGGAGCUUGAUGAGGAGACGGGGAUCGUUCGCGUAUCGGCAUCGACUACUGGAGGAAGGCUGGCUCCCUACCUCCGCUCAAAAGGUAGAAUGUUUUGUGGUGGCCACUGUCCCGACGUGGCGCUGGGAGGCUUCUUGCUCCAAGGCGGAGUCGGUUGGAAUGCUCGAGGCUGGGGGUGGGCAUGCGAACAAGUAGUUGCCAUUGAUGCAGUAACCGCUGACGGCCAUAUUGUACGGGCAGAUGAGAGUCAGAAUUCAGACCUAUACUGGGCUGCUCGGGGAUCUGGACCAGGUUUUCCAGGCGUAGUCACGCAGUUUCACCUCAAAACGAGGCCUCUUUCAAAAGCUAUGCGUUCCUCAACUUAUGUCUACCCAGUGGAAGCAUACAAAGAAGUGUUUGAAUGGGUUCUCAAGCUUGUACCAACAUUUGACAUCGACACCGAAAUAGUCAUGGUUUCAUGCUACCCUCCCGGCUUAGACCAAAUCUGCAUCGUCGCUUCUUUUCUUAGCCUCAAGUCGAGCGAGGCCGAGGCAGAAGAGGCCCUCCGACCAGCCGAAGCGACACACCCUGGACAACCACUCGUUCACUUGUUUUGCCAAGCAACAAGCCUAGAGCAAGAGUACAUCAACCAGCGUCAUGCAAACCCCGCUGGCCAUCGCUACUAUUGUGACAACGCGUUCGUCAACAAUAAGGAGGACGUGCCAACUGUUUUGGAGAAGGCACUGACAUCGCUGCCAUCGAAAGAGGCCUAUUCAUUUUAUUAUCCGAUGAAUCCCUGGAGCCGCAAGAAUCUCCCAGACAUGGCCAUCAGCUUGCAGUGUGAUCACUACAUUGCCAUGUACACGUUAUGGAAGAAUAAAGAGGAUGACGAGAGAUGUAUCUCCUGGGUUAAGGAUGUCAUCAAGAGUAUCAAACCACAUUCUUGUGGUUCAUAUAUUGGGGACCUCGACCUUCAAAGUAGAACCACAAAGUUUUGGGGCGAGGAGCAAGGAAGGAGACUCAUGGACAUCCGUCGUCAACGAGACCCAAAAGGGGUUAUAUGCGGAUACCUCGAUGCGGAAGACAAAUCGGGACCAAAUGGUUUGGAUAAUCACUUGGAUAGAACAUAG